AUGUCGUUCCUCGAAUCUCCUCUCCGCACGGCUUCCAGAAGCUUGCGGACGGCGAGAUACUUCACGCGCGAUCAGCGGAAGCAAAACCUCCUCCUCACACGCUCCUUCUCCUCUACACUGCGGCGCCAUGAGAUCAACAAAGUCGUGGGCUCUGCAGCCGAAGCCAUCAAGGACAUGAAAUCAGACAGCACGCUCCUGUGCGGCGGGUUCGGCCUCUGCGGCGUCCCCGACACGCUGAUCAAUGAAGUGGCCAAGACACCCUCGAUCACCGGCAUCACAGCGGUGUCGAACAACGCGGGCAUUCCUGGAGCUGGACUCGGCCAGCUCCUCCAGACGAGACAAGUCCGCAAAAUGAUCGCCAGUUACGUGGGCGAGAACAAGGUCCUCGAACAGCAGUAUCUCACGGGCGAGGUCGAGCUGGAGCUCACGCCGCAGGGGACAUUAGCUGAGCGGUGCGCGGCCGGCGGCAAAGGCAUACCUGCGUUUUACACCCCCGCUGCGUUCGGCACGGUUGUGCAGACGGGCGAAAUCCCCCUGCGACACAACAAGGAUGGCAGCAUCGCGGCGUUCGGCAAGCCCAGGGACGUAAAAGUCUUCAACGGCAAGUCGUACGUGAUGGAGGAGUCCAUUGCCGGCGACUACGCCUUCGUCAAGGCGUACAAGGCCGACAAGCUGGGCAACUGCCAGUUCCGACUGGCUGCGAACAACUUCAACGGCGCGAUGGGCCGGAACGCCAAGAUCACGAUCGUCGAGGCCGAGCACAUCGUCGAGGUUGGCGAGAUUGACCCCGUGGCUGUCCACCUUCCAGGCAUAUACGUGUCCAAGGUGAUUCAAGCGACCGCCGAGAAGAAGAUUGAGAAGUACACGAACCGCAAGGAGGAAGGACAGGAGGACAUCAAGGCCGCACUGGGCGGCAAGGGCGACACGGCGUCCAAGCGCGAACGGAUCGUCAAGCGAGCGGCCAAGGAGUUCCAGAACGGCAUGUACGCCAACUUGGGCAUCGGCAUGCCCAUGCUGGCGCCUUCGUUCGUGGACCCCUCGGUCGAAGUGCAGCUGCAGUCGGAGAACGGGAUCCUGGGCCUAGGCCCCUACCCGAGAAAAGGCGAAGAAGACCCCGACCUCAUCAACGCGGGCAAGGAGACCGUCACGCUCAACCCGGGCGCCAGCUGUUUCGGCUCUGAGGAGUCGUUUGGCAUGAUCCGCUCCGGCCGGAUCAACAUGUCCAUGCUCGGCGCCAUGCAGGUGUCAGCGCACGGAGACCUGGCCAACUGGAUGUUGCCCGGCAAGGUCAAGGGCUUUGGUGGCGCCAUGGAUUUGGUCUCCAACCCGGAGAAGACAAAGGUCGUCGCGUUGAUGGAACACACGGAUAAAAAGGGCAACCCGAAGAUCCUGAAGCAGUGCGAGUUCCCCUUGACGGGCCGCGCGUGCGUCAGCAGGAUCAUCACCGAACUUUGCGUCUUCGACGUCGACUUCACACAUGGUCUCACCUUGAUCGAACUCGCCGACGGUGUCACCGUCGAUGAGAUCAAAGCCAAGACCGAGGCGCCGUUCAAAGUUGCCGACGAAAUCAAGUCCAUGCUUUAG
Molecule: messenger RNA, 1584 nt
Organism: Cladophialophora yegresii CBS 114405
Lineage: Eukaryota; Fungi; Ascomycota; Eurotiomycetes; Chaetothyriales; Herpotrichiellaceae
Product: succinyl-CoA:alpha-ketoacid-CoA transferase
Exons: 3
Coding region: 1-1584 (527 amino acids)
Biological process (GO): ketone body catabolic process
Molecular function (GO): succinyl-CoA:3-oxo-acid CoA-transferase activity
Source: RefSeq, a predicted model, not a curated record